Pecten maximus is the source of this 1655-nucleotide messenger RNA. RefSeq names its product solute carrier family 43 member 3-like. The transcript is spliced from 10 exons. Gene Ontology annotation, biological process: transmembrane transport. Gene Ontology annotation, molecular function: transmembrane transporter activity. Lineage: Eukaryota; Metazoa; Mollusca; Bivalvia; Pectinida; Pectinidae. The coding region runs from base 31 to 1572 and encodes 513 amino acids. The record is from RefSeq and is a predicted model, not a curated record.
GACGAAGGUAACACAGUAUAGGUGCACACCAUGAGGUACGACGGAUGGCGUAAAUAUCUGGUGGCUGGCUGGGCCAUCAUUGAGACAUUUUUGUUUGCUGGUUUGCUAUAUGGAUGGGCGCCAAUGGUGUGGAUAUUCAAACAAGAAGGUGUGUAUGCAGAUCUCUGCCCAGACAGCACAAACGUCUCCUACUUUUCUUACCAUUACAAUAUGUCCACAGUUGCACAAAGCACGUACAAUGUGAUGACAAUGGGGAGUAGCAGUCCAGCACCGAAGACGACGGCAGAUAAGGAGCAGGAUUUCAAAUGUCCUCCGCAAGACGACAAGUUUGCAUUGGCAUUCACUAUAGGAUCGGCUAUAUUUUGUGCAAGUUCUGCAGCAUACGGGAUUACCGUAUACAAGACUGGAACUAGAAUGACGCGCACUAUUGCAAUGGUAAUGUUUUUCGGCGGAGCGACGAUGCUAGCAUUUGUCGAUAAAGAGAAACCAUGGCUUGUUUUUCCGGGACUGACAAUAAUGGGAGUCGGUGGCCUACCUGUCUUAAUUACAAAUGCCCAGAUCUCCAACUUAUUUGUAAAAGGCAGUUCUACAUUCAUCGGCCUAUUGUGUGGAGCUUAUGAUGCGUCAUCGUCCGUCCUUCUGAUAAUUAAGCUAGCGUAUGAGAAAGGAUUUCACAGUCAGUAUUCAUACGGUAUUCUGGCAGCCCUGCACGUCCUUGUUGCAGUAAGUACCUUUGUUUUCCUGCCUAAAGAUCGCAUACGUAAACAAGAAAAGAGUAACCCGACAGACGAGGAGGAACAUGUGGAAUCAUGUAUUACAGAAAUACCUAAUAUACAAGAUACAAAUACAUCAGUAUAUGGAAAGACUACAGAACCACUAAAUGGGGAUUUGGACAUGUCUGAAAAACGCCACCCGUCCCUGAAAAGCUGUAUACUGUCGAAUACUUACAUUUUACAUGUGCUAUGGGUCUGCAUACUUCAACUACGAUUUUACUAUUUUCUUGGCACUAUGAACAGCUACCUAACACGGAUAACAGACAACAACAAACUAUUAGUGAGCCAUUUUACCAAUACCAUGAUGUAUACAAUGGUAGGCGGUGCCGUCUCCUCUUCCUUUGCCGGUGUUUUGUACGAUUGGCAACGGAAAAUAUUUAGUGGAAGACGUUCACACAUUCAGCGCCAACUGCUGCCCUCCAUCUUGCCCAUGGGUGUUGGUAGUUGUUUGGGGAUCCUCCUAUCUUUACUGGUCCUUCUGCCUAGUCUGGACAUCCUGUAUGUCGACUUUAUCGUCAUGACGUUACUCAGGUCAUUCCUGUACAGUGCCGGGACUACAUUCCUAACCACCGUGUUUCCGAGCGAGUACUUCGAGAUGUUAUAUGGAAUAAUGAUAAUAUCGGCAGGAAUAUUCGGCUGUCUACAGUUUGCUUUGUUUACCUGGUCCCAGAGCUAUCUAGGGGCCAUUCUUCAUUCUGAUGUGUUCUGUAUAUGUCUGACCGCGACUUCACUGAUACAUCCGAUAUACCAUUGGGUCAAAUGUCGACGUGUUGCCGAUUUCGUCCUCGACAAAUAUUGAUGUAAUUGAUUCUAAGAGUGUUAAUCAAGUGACUGUAUUGUUAUCGUUGUUGCUAUCGUUACAAAUAUAUUGCACAUAAUGAC